CGCUGUCAGAUCACAGCUUCCUCACUUGCAGAGCAGACCCAGUCUCACCUGGAGGAUUAAUACCAGAUAUGAGGCUCUGUCCCUGGGCUGGAUCUCGGUGUCUCCUGCCCGUCCUGGUUGUGCUGACUGUUGUCCUCUAUGUCCAGUCAGAUCAGCAUCAACCCAGGGAGAGACACUAUUACAUCGCUGCUGUCGAGAUAGACUGGAAAUACCAUGACAAUGACACACACAGGUUUGGUCCCACCUAUAAGAAAGUGGUCUUUCGGGAGUAUGAGAAAGACUUCAGGCAGGCUAAGACUCAUCCCUCCUGGUUAGGUCUCCUCGGACCCACACUGAGAGCUGAGGAGGGGGAGACGAUCGUCGUCACUUUCAGGAACAUGGCGACUGAAGCACAUAGCAUUCACCCACACGGGGUGGCUUACGGGAAACAGUCAGAGGGCGCCAACUACUUUGACAACACAUCACAGAAAGAGAAGGAGGACGACGUGGUGCAGCCAAACAGCGAACAUGUUUACCACUGGGAGGUGACGUCAGAUGUUUCUCCUCAGCCAAACGACCCCACCUGUCUCACCUACACCUACAUCUCCCACCAGAAUGUUGUGGAGGACUACAACUUAGGCCUCAUCGGCACUUUGCUCAUCUGCAAACCUGGCAGUCUGGAUGAGUCGGGGAAGCAGAUUGGGGUCCACCAGGAGUAUGUGUUCCUCUUUGGGGUUUUUGAUGAGAAGGAGAGCAAGAACAAACCAAACGGCUACGACUCAGACAACCACGUCAAAUACACCAUCAACGGAUACACAAAGGGAUCGCUGCCCGAUGUCAGCGUGUGUGCUCAUUCCUCCGUCAGCCUGCAUCUGCUGGGUAUGAGCUCAGAGCCUGAGGUAUUCUCAGUGCACAUGAACGGGCAGGUGCUGCAGCAGACUGGGCAUAAGGUGUCAUCAGUGGGGCUGAUCAGUGGCUCCACCGCCACCGUAAGCAUGGUGGCGCUCCAUGAAGGCCGCUGGCUGCUCUCCUCGCACACACUGAAGCACAUUGAAGCUGGCAUGCAUGGUUUCGUGGAUGUGAAGAAGUGUGAUGGCUUCAAAGCGCCACUGCGACAGAUGACUAUUGAGCAAAGAAGACAAAGCAGGGAGUGGACGUACUACAUAGCAGCUGAGGAAAUUAUGUGGGACUAUGCACCUACCAUGCACGAACAUGUUGAUGAGGACUUCAAGCACCAGUACUUGAGGCAGUCAUCAACACGCAUAGGUCGGAAGUACAAGAAGGCAGUGUACACUCUGUACAAAAACGAGUCGUUCACUGAACGGCUGGAGACGAAGCAAAGGAAAAAUGAGCUCGGCAUCUUGGGCCCAGUGAUCAGAGCACAAAUCAGAGACGUUAUCAAGAUUGUUUUUAAGAACAAGGCGUCCAGGCCUUACAGCAUCUAUCCACACGGACUGACAAUUGCCAAGUCAGAGGAGGGAGUCAACUACCCAGAGGGAGGCAACCAUUCUCAUGGUGUCCAGCCGGGUGAGACAUACACUUACGUGUGGAGAGUGGUCGAAGAGGACGAGCCUUUGGAAGGAGACUCCCGGUGUCUGACGCGGAUGUACCACAGCGCAGUGGACGCACCACGUGACAUCGCCUCGGGACUGAUAGGACCAAUCCUCAUCUGCAAGAGUCAGUCCCUCAAUGUCAGGAACGUGCAGCUGAAAGCAGACAAGGAGCAGCACGCCAUUUUUGCCGUGUUUGAUGAAAACAAGAGCUGGUACCUGGAUUACAACGUUGGCCACUUUUGUGAUCGAACCAAAGUCAGCAAGACUGACCCGGACUUCUAUAAGUCCAACGUCAUGCACACGAUUAAUGGUUAUGCGUUUGAGAGCGGCCCGCUCUUGGGCUUCUGUAAUGGCGAGGUUGCAACGUGGCAUGUGUCGAGCAUUGGAGCGCAGGACUACAUCCAGACAGCUACCUUCUAUGGCCAUGCAUUCGAGCUGAAUGAGCGGACAGAGGACUUUCUCAGUCUCUACCCCAUGACGGGAGAAACCAUCACUAUGAGCAUGGACAACAUUGGAGUCUGGCUGCUGGCUUCCCUGAACUCUCAUGAGACAACCAAAGGAAUGCGCGUCAAGUUUCAGGAUGUUGAGUGCUACCGUGACUACCAGUAUGAGUACAAUGACUAUGAAGACGCAACGGUCAACAAAGAGUUUACGGUGUGGAAGCCUCCGAGCUGGGAUGAUAUCAAGAAGGAAGAGGAGAAACCAAAACCUGUAAAAGAAAAGCCUGUGGAGGUAGAUGUUUACACAGAUAUGUUUGCAGAAGAAUUAGGUCUCAGGUCUCUGAAGAACCAGUCGAUGGACUCGGAGGCGGAGGAACUGGACCUCUCUUUCCUUGACUACGAUGCUAUUGAUGUGCUUGAUGGAGGUCCGAAUGUCACCCUUAAUUUCACAGCGAUAAAGAGCAACAAUAAAACCUCUAUUCCAAAGCCAAAUGCACAAAAUGAGACAUCAUUUCCCAAUUGGAAAGAGGUUGAUGGAGUAAACUUUACUGAGGUUAGUUUGCUGAACCACAGCAUCAGUGAGAAUACAAAACAUACGCAGAACAGAAGUGCCGCACCAAUAUUUGACAAGAUGAAAACAGAGAACACGACCGUCUUUAAUAACACAAAUGAUUUACCAAAGAACGACAGUAUAACUACAAAUAGCAGUUCUUCUCCCGUUGUCUCAAAUCCUAAGAAUGAUUCUGUGUCUGACACAAAGAACACAACAAUUCACAAUGCUACGGCAUUAUCAGCAGCUGGAAAUGUAUCUACAGACACACAUACCAAUCUUACCGCCACAUUACAAGGAACUGCUAAUCUUACUGUAACAUUACCUGGAAAUUUAAGUUCCCUCUUGGAGCCUGAACAAACUAACGUAAACCUGACUGCCUCUGUGAGCCCGGACUCGGCCGAGGACUCAGAGGAAAGACUCACCAGAGGAGAUGUGUUCUCUUACUCUGCUCCUGUAUCCAAUUCCAGCAGCCUCCACAGUACACCAGAGGGCAAUGUGUCUGCUACCACUCUGCCACCAAGGGACGAUGUGAAUAACACAGCGACUAACUAUGUUAACGUGUCUGCAGAUGCAACAAACCAUUCAGUGUCUGUACCAGCGUCUGAUGUUGGGGAGGUUAACAUCAACAGCACAGACAGAAGCAACUCGACCACCUUAGACUUGGAGAACACAGACAACACAACCAGUGACAAUGGCUCUUUGAGUGCUGCAGCAAAGCCGGAGUACGGACUACAAAUGAAUUCCUCUGAAGUUGAGCCUAAUCGAGUCAAUUCCAGCCUUGAAAAUGUAACACAUACUUUACUUGAAACUGGGCUCUUGCAAAAUGGCUCAGUGAAUAGCAAAUAUUCAGAUAUAUCAAGAUCAAAUGGAUCAAAGUCAACAGGGGAGCUUAGUUCAGACAGUCGAGAGAACAUCACAGCUCUUUUUGGUGAGUUGAACCACACGUCUUCCUCAGAAAGUUUCUCCAAUGAGACUGUGGGUUCAGGUAACCUGUCCUUCUCCAGUGACGCAGUGAAAAAUGGAGGUUCUGAGGAGCUAAGUGCCUCAGAGAGCAGUGAAGAGGUGUUAAUCUACCUCAAAGGGAACAACACAGAGGUGAUUAAAACCACCUCUGUUAAAACACAGGACUACAACUGGCCCUAUGAGGGAACGCACCAAAUGGUACCCAUGGAGAUUCCUGACCACAUGAUGAAAUAUUUUGAGAAAGAGACUCCUCAAACAACGCCAGCUCCGAAGAAGAAGAUCAAGAGGGUGACCCUCCGACACAGGCCCCAGAAGGGCGAAGGCAUGAAAACAAAAAGGAGGAAGGUAUACAAGCCUGUUGCUAGGAGUGGUUUACCAAUGUCUCCUCGUGGAUUUAAUCCAGGCAUGACCCCGCGGGGGUCACGACCCAGUGCACCACAGCCUUUCUCUGAUGAGGAGGAUCUCAUUAACAUGCCUGUGGUCAUAGGGGUGCCCCGGCCUGAUUUCAGUGACUAUGAGCUGUAUAUUCCUGGGGAUGAGCCAGAUCGUCUAGGGUUUGAUGAGCAAGAUGUGAAAGAAGAUGAAUAUGAAUAUGUUACCUACAAAGACCCCUACAGCAGCCAUGAAGACAUCAAGAAUCUCAACCUGGACGAGACCACCAAAUACUACUUAAAAUUCUCAGGCCCGAACGUAAAGACUUAUUUCAUCGCUGCAGAGGAGGUUGAGUGGGACUACGGCGGCUACGGACAGAGGAGGCAAGACAAGUCACAACUUAACAGCCGAGAAACUACGUUCACCAAGGUGGUUUUCCGGAGAUACAUGGAUAGUAGCUUCAGCACACCUGACAUCCGUGGAGAGAUAGACGAGCAUCUAGGCAUCCUGGGACCUCUCAUCAAGGCAGAGGUUGGACAAAGCAUCAUGGUGGUGUUCAGGAACAAUGCACACCGGCCAUACUCCAUUCACCCAAAUGGGGUUUCCUAUACCAAGCAGACAGAAGGUCUGUCCUACGAGGAUGGCUCCAAGUACUGGUAUAAAUAUGACAACGAGGUUCAACCCAAUACCACCUUCACAUAUUUGUGGAAGGUCAGUUCCAUGGUUGGGCCAACGGCAGAAGAGUCUCACUGUCGGACUUGGGCCUACUACUCAGGUGUUAAUCCUGAAAGGGACAUCCACUCCGGCUUGAUUGGGCCUUUGCUGGUGUGUCGAGAGGGCACCCUGGAUUUACCAGACAUCAGGGAGUUCGUGCUGCUUUUCAUGACCUUCGAUGAGUCACAGAGCUGGUACUAUGAGAAGAACCGUGAGAUAAUGCAGAGGAAAAGCCGAAGGAGAAUCAUGGACCCCAAUCUGAAGGACAACCUCAAGUUCCAUUCCAUCAAUGGGAUUAUAUACAACCUGAAGGGCCUGAGGAUGUACACCAACCAGCUGGUGUGCUGGCAUCUGAUCAACGUGGGUUCUCCCAAAGACUUUCAGAGUGUCCACUUCCACGGCCAGACGUUCCUCCAUAAGAAGACCACCAGCUACAGACAGGCUGUCUACCCACUGCUGCCUGGGAACUUUGCUACUCUGGAGAUGUAUCCGUCCAAACCUGGCCUGUGGCAGCUGGAGACAGAAGUGGGUUUAAACCAACACAGGGGCAUGCAGACCCUCUUCCUGGUUCUAGACAAUGACUGCUACCGUCCACUGGGUCUACAGUCAGGCAGUGUGAAAGACAACCAGAUCACUGCACUCAACACCAGAGGAUACUGGGAGCCCCAUCUCGCCAGACUGAACAAUCAGGGUAAAUACAACGCGUGGAGCACAGAGCAGAACAACAGCUGGAUUCAGGUGGACUUCCAGCGGCCGGUUGUGGUCAGCCAGGUGGCCACGCAGGGAGCCAAGCAGAUGUUCCAUUCCCAGUAUGUGGUCAAGUACUUGAUCUCCUACAGCUACGACCGCCGGAAGUGGAUCUUCUAUAAAGGAGACAGCAAGGGCCUCAGGAAGGUGUUCCAGGGGAACCAGGAAGCCUAUGAGACAAAGAAAAACACCUUCUUUCCUCCUGUGAUUGGACGAUUCAUCAGGCUCCACCCCAUCAACUGGUACAACAAGGCCACGCUUCGCAUGGAGUUUUACGGCUGUGAGCUUGACGGCUGCUCGGUGCCUCUGGGCAUAGAGAGCGGACUCAUAGAAGACCGUCGGAUCACUGCCAGCUCCACAGCCUCCAGCUGGUACUCUGGACCCUGGAAACCCUCUCUGGCACGCCUCAACAGACAGGGUACCAUCAACGCAUGGCAGGCAAAGUACAAUGACAUGAACCAGUGGCUUCAGGUGGAGCUGCCCCAGGUUAAGAAGAUCACAGGUAUAAUAACACAGGGAGCAAAGUCUCUGGGGACAGAGAUGUACGUCAUGUCCUACACUCUGCAGCACAGCGACAAUGGGAUACACUGGAACCAGUACACAGAUGAUGAGGACCUCUCAUCCAAGACUUUCUCUGGAAAUAAAGACAACAACGACCAUGUGAAGAACUACAUCUACCCUCCCAUCUUCUCACGCUUCAUCCGAAUCGUCCCCAGAAGCUGGAUGAACUCCAUCACCAUGAGAAUAGAGCUGCUGGGCUGUGACUUUGAGUGAUGCACAUACAGGUCACUGUCAGGUCAACCAUACUCCUUUACCUGCAAUUUAAGCACACAUGCAACGUGUAGACAUAUGCACAUACAUUUCCACACAUAGGGUCACGUGUAGAGGACAGUACACAUGUGAAUAUACUAAAUUAUAGCCAUUGCAUGCAGCCACAAGCAAAUACAUACUUUCAUACACUUUCUAACACAUACACCAUCCAUUUCCAGAUUUGUCGAGAGCAGUAGUUGUGCGUAAUCUUUUUGUCAAUAGGUUUGCGUGUUUUUGAGAUACCACUUUCAUUUUUAAGUUGAUGUGUAUUGAUGUGUAUUGAUUUUGUCCAUCAGAAAUGAACAGAAAUGAAUGUAAAUAUGUAAGUACAGACCAUGUAAUUUAUUUUACAAUAAAUAUGAUUACCAUUCGUAC
Molecule: messenger RNA, 6506 nt
Organism: Toxotes jaculatrix (banded archerfish)
Lineage: Eukaryota; Metazoa; Chordata; Actinopteri; Toxotidae
Gene: f5
Product: coagulation factor V
Exons: 25
Coding region: 69-6095 (2008 amino acids)
Molecular function (GO): copper ion binding
Source: RefSeq, a predicted model, not a curated record